GGCCUUAACCUAUUGUCGGGCCGCUCUACGGUAUACUUGCAGCAAAUUUGCACUGCAUCAAUUACAUACUCCUUUAAAAAGGAAACAUAUAAAAAUUGGAAGAAGAUGAAAAUGGCGUUCUUGGUUACACUGAACUUCUCUCCUCUUCCAAUCUUUGCUCCGCACAAGGGCAUACAGCAAGAGAGAACUGGUCAAUGUGCAAUGAGCCUAAGACAUACAAGAGCAACGUUCAAAACUAUCGCACCUGUUUGGAUCAGCAAAUACAUCACAAUUCCGAGAUUGGACUCUUGCUGCAACAUUGGAGUAGCACCCAGGGAUUUGUCUAUUCUAGCGUCCUUUCUUUCUGAUGUAAGUUAUUGUCGUCGGACACUAACUGGCUACUGGGUUGGACCCGAUACUGAGGAUGGUUGGGGUUUUGUAGAAGCGUUAGUUGAUGAAAUUAUGUGAUUCCUUUGUUAAUUAUCCGUCAGUUCUUUGCU
Molecule: messenger RNA, 479 nt
Organism: Beta vulgaris subsp. vulgaris (sugar beet)
Lineage: Eukaryota; Viridiplantae; Streptophyta; Magnoliopsida; Caryophyllales; Amaranthaceae
Exons: 3
Coding region: 106-447 (113 amino acids)
Source: RefSeq, a predicted model, not a curated record